AUGGUUCGCGGUCGGAGUCUUUUCAUGGGCGACUCUGAGAUUGAUCAACUCUUCUACAUUUUUCGCGUACUGGGCACACCAGAUUCAACGAGUUGGGUUGAAGUCGAGCGGCUGCCCGACUAUCAGUUCAGUUUCCCGAAAUGGAUGUACAAUGAAGAGGAGUUUCGGAAGAAGAUGCAUCCAUUAGACGAGGAGGGAUUCGAUUUGAUAAAGGAAAUGCUACGUUAUCAGCCCGAGAGUCGAUACACGGCGAAGAGCGCUUUGGCGCAUCGCUAUCUUCAACACAUUCCAAGCGAUCUAGAACCCGUUUACAACUUAAUCACUGUCAGCAAUGCUCAAAGUAAUGGUGAUCGCGAUUUGGAGCAAGAGGCUUUAGAGAUGAUGAAUCGU
This is a messenger RNA of Mesorhabditis belari, 390 nucleotides long. The record is from the annotation of a GenBank genome assembly. NCBI's taxonomy places the organism in Eukaryota, Metazoa, Nematoda, Chromadorea, Rhabditida, Rhabditidae.